UUGAUUUUAAGCAAAGUUGCUACUUCGACUGCAAGCAGAAUGGAAUCCUCCAAGCUGGCCCUGCUGCUGGUCUUCGUCUCCUGUGUGGAGCGUUGUUUUUCGGCCUCCUGUGUUGUUGACAGCUUCUCAGUCAAACCAGACUUUGACCCCAAAAGAUAUGCAGGGAAGUGGUAUGCGCUGCAAAAGAAAGACCCGGAGGGACUGUUCCUGCAGGAUAACAUCUCAGCUGAGUACACCAUCGAUGAUGAUGGCUCCAUGACAGCCUCCUCCAAGGGACGUGUCACUCUGUUCGGCUUCUGGGUUGUUUGUGCUGACAUGGCGGCUCAGUACUCUGUUCCUGACCCCACCAAUCCUGGCAAGAUGUUCAUGAACUACCAGGGUCUUGCCAGCUACCUGUCAAGUGGAGGCGACAACUACUGGGUCAUCGACACCGACUACGACAACUACGCCAUCACAUACGCCUGCCGCACCCUGAAAGACGAUGGCAGCUGUGAGGAUGGCUACGCCCUUAUCUUCUCCAGGAACCCCAGAGGCCUGCCCCCCGCCAUCCAGCGCGUCGUUCGCCAGAAACAGGAGGAAAUCUGCAUGGCCGGACAGUUCCAGCCCGUCCUGCAGUCCGGAGCCUGCUGA
This is a messenger RNA of Menidia menidia (Atlantic silverside), 630 nucleotides long. The record is from the annotation of a GenBank genome assembly. NCBI's taxonomy places the organism in Eukaryota, Metazoa, Chordata, Actinopteri, Atheriniformes, Atherinopsidae.